Colletotrichum abscissum is the source of this 228-nucleotide messenger RNA. RefSeq lists its product as uncharacterized. NCBI's taxonomy places the organism in Eukaryota, Fungi, Ascomycota, Sordariomycetes, Glomerellales, Glomerellaceae. The transcript has a single exon. The record is from RefSeq and is a predicted model, not a curated record. The coding region runs from base 1 to 228 and encodes 75 amino acids.
AUGGAACCUAAGACGGCGCGGAGCUGCCCCAACUCGCCCAAGGCACGCAGCGAGUUAGAAGCCCGAGACAGAGCUCCUGGCAGCUCUCACACACUCGGUGACACUGACACUCACACUGCUCCCGUCUCCGUCUCUCACACUCGCAGGGUGAUGCGGCUGCCACUACGGGGCUUGCGUGUCCGAUCGCGUGUCCCUGCAGCCUUCUACACCUCGAUGCCGCUCAGUUGA